Messenger RNA from Cheilinus undulatus (humphead wrasse), 2677 nucleotides. RefSeq names its product protocadherin beta-16-like. Gene Ontology annotation, cellular component: plasma membrane. The coding region runs from base 191 to 2596 and encodes 801 amino acids. The transcript has a single exon. Gene Ontology annotation, biological process: homophilic cell-cell adhesion. Lineage: Eukaryota; Metazoa; Chordata; Actinopteri; Labriformes; Labridae. The record is from RefSeq and is a predicted model, not a curated record. Gene Ontology annotation, molecular function: calcium ion binding.
GAUAGAUAGACACCGAAUCAUAAUGCACAGUUGAUGAUGGGUGAAUCAACGAGCACGGACUAUGCUGUUGGAAUAAUUCGUCUUUAUUUUUAAAGCGACGUCAUUAGUCUGCUCUCUGGAUUUUCAUUGAAUUCAUCAGCCAAAAGGAACACGUUAUAAUCUUUGUUCGACGCUUGAGCCAGCCAGGACAAUGAGACGGCAAGUACUGUUGUUUUUCUCGGUGCUCUCUCUGAGCUCGGUUCUCGGCCAGGUCAGCUACUCAAUUCCUGAAGAAAUGGCAAAAGGCUCUCUGGUCGGAAACAUAGCUCAGGAUUUAGGGCUAGACGUUAGGCGUUUGCAAACGGGUAAAGCUCGCAUCCAUACAGGAGACAGCGAUGAAUACAUCCAGCUUAACAAGGAAAAGGGGCUCCUCAUUAUCAGUCAGAGGAUAGACCGCGAAGCUCUCUGUGGUCAGACAACGCCUUGUGCUUUGCACUUUCAGAUUGCUUUAGAGAACCCGAUAGAAAUAUUCCCGAUUACCGUCGAAAUCACAGACAUAAAUGACAAUGCUCCUGUUUUCGAAAAAGAAGAAAGGAGGUUUGAAAUCAGCGAGUCUGCGGUUAUCGGCUCCAAAUUCAUACUCGAGAAAGCAAUAGACGCUGAUAUAGGACCGAAUGGUCUUCAGAGCUAUACACUAAAACCCAGUGAUCAUUUUAUUCUGAAAUUGCACAGUCAGUCUAAUGGUGGGAAAAAGGUUGAAAUGAUUUUGCAGAAACCUUUAGACAGAGAGAGACAGGAGAUUGUGUCGCUGUUGUUAACAGCCGUAGACGGGGGAGAGCCGCAGAGAUCAGGCACAAUGCAAAUUCAUAUAACAGUAUUAGAUGCAAAUGAUAACGCUCCUGUUUUUACGCACAGUGUAUACAAAGCUAGCGUAAAAGAAAACUCACCUACAGGUACACUCAUAACAAAAGUCAGUGCCUCAGAUGCAGACAAAGGUUCUAAUGGAGAGGUGAGCUAUGUUAUUGUAAACAGCAUGAGGAGCAUUUCUAAGUUAUUUCGCAUUACAGAGGAAGGGGAGCUCAUGUUAAAUGGACCUCUUGAUUACGAGAAGGCCAAAAAGUAUGAGAUUGAUAUAGAGGCAGUUGACAGAGGAGGUUUGUCUGAAUCUAGUAAAGUAAUUAUUGACGUAGGCGACAUUAAUGACAAUGCACCUGUCAUAAAUAUGAUCUCAUCAUCAAAUUCAAUAGGAGAGGAUGCAGAUUCAAACACGGUGGUCGCGGUUAUGAGUGUAAACGACCCGGAUUCCGAUGAGAACGGGAAAGUCCUGUGUAUAAUAAAUAAAAACAUACCAUUCACGAUUUCACCUUCAUCCAGCAAUUUCUAUAGUUUAGUGACAGAUAGUGAUUUAGACAGAGAGAGAGCAUCUGAGUAUAACAUCACAGUGACGUGUUCUGAUGAGGGAGUGCCCUCCCUCUCCAGCAGCGUGACUCUCACCUUGCAGAUCUCUGACGUGAAUGACAACGCUCCUGUGUUUGACAGGAGCUCAUAUGAGGCCUCGAUUGUAGAGAACAACACACCAGGCCUCUCUAUAUUCACAGUGAGAGCCAGAGACGCUGACUGGAAGCAGAAUGCCCGUGUUUCUUACAUCCUGGAGGACUCCUCAGUGAACGGAGUGCCAGUGUCCUCAUAUGUGUCUGUGAGUGCUGAUAGUGGAGUCAUCAAUGCAGUGCGCUCUUUUGACUACGAGCAGAUCAAAGACUUCCAGUUCCGCGUCAGAGCUCAGGAUGGAGGCUCUCCUCCACUCAGCAGCAACGUGACAGUGAGAAUGGUGAUCCAGGACCAGAACGACAACCCCCCUCAGGUCCUGUACCCAGUCCAGACUGGAGGCUCAGUGGUGGCUGAGAUGGUGCCUCGUGCAGCAGACGUGGGCUAUCUGGUGACCAAAGUGGUGGCUGUUGAUGUGGACUCUGGCCAGAAUGCGUGGCUGUCGUAUAAACUGCAGAGAGCCACAGACAGGGCGCUGUUUGAGGUGGGCUCCCAGAAUGGAGAGAUCAGAACUAUCCGCCAAGUGAGUGAUAAAGAUGCAGUCAAACAGAGACUGACUGUUAUCGUGGAGGACAACGGCCAGCCGUCUCGUUCAGCCACAGUCAUUGUGAACGUGGCGGUGGCGGACAGCUUCCCUGAAGUGCUGUCUGAGUUCACUGACUUCACACAGGACAAGGAGUACAAUGACAACCUGACGUUUUACUUGGUGCUGGCUCUGGCUGUGGUGUCGUUCCUGUUCAUCACGUGUUUGGUGGUGAUUAUCUCAGUGAAAAUCUACCGAUGGAGACAGUCUCGCAUCCUCUAUCACUCCAGUCUUCCUGUGAUUCCAUAUUAUCCUCCACGUUACUCAGACACUCUGGGCACAGGGACUCUCCAGCACGUGUACAAUUACGAGGUGUGCAGGACGACUGACUCGAGGAAGAGUGACUGUAAGUUCGGCAGAGGUGGUAGUCAGAACGUGCUGAUCAUGGACCCCAGUUCAACAGGGACCAUGCAGAGGAUUCAGAGUGAGAAGAGCAUCCUGGAUGAACCAGACUCUCCACUCGAGGUUAGACCUCUGUCCCUUCCUUGAUUUUAGUCCUAACCACACGUUUUACACACAUUUACCGUCUUUGGAUCGUGCCAGUCAGUCAUCGCCUUUUCAGCACCUUGG